Messenger RNA from Gambusia affinis (western mosquitofish), 4234 nucleotides. RefSeq names its product regulatory factor X, 2 (influences HLA class II expression) (gene rfx2). Gene Ontology annotation, molecular function: RNA polymerase II cis-regulatory region sequence-specific DNA binding; DNA-binding transcription factor activity, RNA polymerase II-specific. Gene Ontology annotation, cellular component: nucleus. The coding region runs from base 127 to 2301 and encodes 724 amino acids. Gene Ontology annotation, biological process: regulation of transcription by RNA polymerase II. The record is from RefSeq and is a predicted model, not a curated record. The transcript has 18 exons. Lineage: Eukaryota; Metazoa; Chordata; Actinopteri; Cyprinodontiformes; Poeciliidae.
GUAGCCGUGGAGACAGUUACUUACCAACGGGCGCAACACUCAGCAACAGCAGCAGCAGCAGCAUCUGGAAGUCACCGAGUGAGUUGGAGAGAGGGAAAGAGAGCAGAACUUUUCUCAAGGCAAAGCAUGCAGAACUCAGAAGCAGCAUCAGACUCCCCCACUGGUGUGGCAACACUACGGACAUCAUCAUCAGCCCAGGCUCCGGUGGUACAGCCUGUCCCAGCCUCCCAGCAGAGGGUGCUGGUUCAAGCCACAGGCUCAGCUCAGAAAGGAGGACAAGUAUCAGUAUCCAGGGUCCCCCAGCAGCAGGUGCAACAUGUCUACCCGACUCAAGUACAAUAUGUAGGAGAAAGUGGAGAAGCAGUUUAUACCAACGGAACUAUCCGAACGGCCUACUCCUACAACCCUGACUCCCAGCUGUACGGACAGGGCAGCGGGGGGGCAUACUUUGACUCUCAGGCCGGAGGAACCCACGUCACCACGGUGGUGUCCUCCGCCAGCAGUGGCGUGCCGCCUCACGGCAUGGUGGGCAUUGCCAUGGACGUGGGCAGCAGCCACAUCAUUUCCAGCGGCAGCACCUACCUGCUGCACAGCGGCGGCAUGGAGGGGAACCGCAGCCACAUCUCUCACUCGUCUCGCUCCUCCUCCGCCAUGCUUGAAAUGGCGAUUGAAAACCUCCAAAAGUCUGAAGGAAUUGCAAGUCACAAAAGCAGCCUGCUCAACAGCCAUCUUCAGUGGCUGCUGGACAACUAUGAGACGGCGGAGGGAGUGAGCCUGCCCCGGUGUUCCCUCUACAACCAUUACCUCAGACACUGCCAGGAGCAGAAACUGGAUCCGGUUAACGCAGCGUCCUUCGGGAAGCUCAUCCGCUCCGUCUUUAUGGGCCUAAGGACGCGGCGCCUCGGCACCAGAGGCAACUCCAAGUACCAUUACUAUGGCAUCCGGGUGAAGCCAGAUUCUCCCCUGAACCGGCUGCAGGAGGACACCCAGUACAUGGCGAUGCGGCAGCAGCCUGUCCACCAGAAACAGAGGUUUAAGCCUCUGCAGAAGGUGGACAGCAUGUCUGACAGUCUGUGUGGAAGCUCUCAGCACUGCAGCAGCACCACAGAGCAGUCGGUGGCGGCUCAAACCCAACAGCACCAGCAGUACAUCGACACAUCUCACUCCUUACCUCCGUUUCCUUCUCCGGACCUGGGCACGCAACCUCUUCCUGAGCGCAUCAGCAUGACUGAUAUUAAGAAGCUGCAGACGCUCUACAGAAGCCACUGUGAGGCUACUUUGGAUGUGGUGAUGAAUCUGCAGUUCCACUAUGUGGAGAAUUUCUGGCAGAACUUUUGGAAUGCAACAGCGCCAUCUAGUGACGGGAGCACAACCAUCCCCAGCAGUGAUGAUGAACUGGAGCGAGUGAUUCCCAGGGAGAAGCUGGUAUCUCUGUGCAAAUAUGAACCAGUCCGGCUAUGGAUGAGGAGCUGUGACCACAUCCUGUACCAGGCCCUGGUGGAGAUCCUCAUCCCCGAUGUGCUGCGCCCUGUUCCCAGCACUCUCACUCAGGCCAUCAGAAACUUCGCCAAGAGUCUGGAGGGUUGGCUGACGACCGCCAUGACCAGCUUCCCACAAGAGAUCGUUCGCACCAAGGUGGCGGUGGUCAGUGCGUUCGCCCAGACUCUGAGGCGUUACACCAGUCUGAACCACCUGGCCCAGGCGGCCCGCGCCGUUCUGCAGAACACCUCCCAGAUCAACCAGAUGCUCUCUGACCUCAACAGGGUGGACUUCGCCAACGUACAGGAGCAGGCGUCGUGGGUCUGCCAGUGUGACGAGGGCGUGGUCCAGCGUCUGGAGCAGGACUUCAAGGUGACCCUGCAGCAGCAGAGCUCCCUGGACCAGUGGGCCACCUGGCUGGACAACGUGGUUUCUCAGGUCCUGAAGCCUCACCAGGGGAGCCCCAGCUUCCCCAAAGCCGCCCGCCAGUUCCUGCUCAAGUGGUCCUUCUACAGCUCCAUGGUGAUCAGAGAUCUGACUCUGCGCAGCGCCGCCAGCUUCGGCUCAUUCCAUCUGAUCCGCCUGCUUUACGACGAGUACAUGUUCUACCUGGUGGAGCAUCGCGUUGCCCAGGCAACCGGAGAAACUCCCAUAGCUGUGAUGGGAGAGUUCAGCGACCUGAGCUCCAUGAUGCCGUCGCUCCUGGAGAAGGAUGCGUCGUUCUCAGACGAGAUGAGCAACCUGGACGGCGACGGCGCUCCGGCCGAGCCGGCGGUGAAGAGGGAGAGGAUUGAAAUAGGCCACCCUCUGCAGGAAAUGUGAGUCCGGUCUGAACGGACCGGAAGCAGCAGAACGAGUGCAAUGUAAAUAGAGAAGAGUGCAGAAGUAGUAAAGUGUUUAUAAAGACGGUGUACCUCCCCACCCACACACACAGUUUUAUAUGUUGUCGUUUCACAGGGGUGUAACAGAUCUCGUCGUUUUCUGUUUUUAUUGGGACUGUGAAUUUCUUCUGCGCAGUAGCUUCUCAUGUUGGAUGUUUAACCUCUAAACGGUGGCGUUUUUGUGCUCCAUCUGUUUUUGCUUUUAUCAUUUUUUCUUUAAAUCCGAGUUUGUUGUGCCAUAGUGUCCUUUGAGUGCCUUAGAUUAACUUUGAAAUCGUUGCUACGGAUGUUGCCCUGUCCCUCAGCUGUGCCUCAACCGCAGUAUGAAUGUACCGUCUUCAAACCUCAGAACGCUCAGAGCGCCUUCGCCCUCCCUGAUGCCUCUGCUGCACCUCGUAGCAAACACACCGUAAAAAAACAAUAAUACAAAAAGAAAUGGGUCAGAGGAAGUAAGAACAUGCAGCCCAGGAACCCAAGGACUUUCCCAUUUGUUUUCCAGCUCAGCUGAGGGUUUGGAGCAGGAAAAGCUGGAUUUUUACCUCAAUGUCUCUGCUCUGUUCCCCAGAUGGUUCAACAAAGUCUGUUGAGAUGCUCAGAGCCUUGCAAAAGUUUUCACUUUGUUCCUCAUUUAUUAGAUGGGAGGAAUCUGAAAACAUUGGUGGGGGUCUUUGUAUUCAGUCCCCUGAUUUAUCUACCAGUUUUACUCGUCCGAAGACUGAAAAUUAAAGUCCAGAUUUUCUCAGAAUGAUUUAAAUAUGAAUAUAUUUAGAGCCAAACCAAAGGUGACCAACACGCGCGUUGAAAUUGGACUUUCUCAAGGUCAAACGUGUGGAUCACAUGACUAAUUCUUUCUUUGCUCCGAUGUUCAAGUCCUGGUAGGUUUCAGGUUGUCAGAAAACAGCUGAAUUUAUGCUGAUUAGUUUCCACAUUCAUUAAAACGUAACUGGAUUAAAGUCGCUGGACUUUAUUGAGUUGCUGAAUACAAAUCCAUGCCGCACUUUUCAGAUGUUUAUUUGUGAAAAAACAAAAUAUGUAUAUGUUUCUGUUUUCUUAAGUACGAUAAUGAUAAAGGAUGUGACGAGUUUUGCAAGGGACUGUGUCUGUAACUCACUCUGGAGUUGGAAAUAUUCCAGAUUAAUCAACAGAAGGGAGGCAGGAUGUUAAACAAUCCAUGUUGACAAAACAUGGAGCGGAGCCGGUUUAGAGACUGCAGAACCUUUAACCUCACGCUGUGGCUCCGUUGAUGUCUUCUGUUCUGUUCCAAUAGGGAAUACAACGCGUCGUUUCAGAAAACGUAAUGAAUAUGUUUAUAUGAUGUAGGAAAUGCCUCGUCUCUCUGAUGCCGUUGCGUCAGAAGGAAAUGCUUUGCUGUGUAGCUGAAUGAGACGACUCUGUUCCCAAUCUGAUGUUAAAUGUGUGAAACGGUUUAUUACUGCAGCGCCGCAGUAAACUAAGAUGUCUGGAAACAAAAACAAACAAAAAAAAAAAUCCUAUUUAUGAGCUAGUCUGAAUUGAUGGAACUUUUGUGUUGAAAUUAUUUUUUAUUUUCCCUCAGAUGAUUUUGUUGUAGCAACAAGAGUCUUAAGUUAUUUAAGGCUUUUAGUAACUCGUGCCUGUCACAGUAAUUUGCCUUAAAGUGCUUUGGAGGAAAAUUAUUUCUAUGUGUACUUUGUAACGUUUUGUAAAGCUGUUAGAUUAUUUUUUAUUGAACUAGUUUCUUCUCACAAGUAUACUGAAUUUAUUGUGUAUUUUUAAACCUGUUCUUGACUCCACUUUAACUAGCCUAAGGACAGAUGAUUGUCUGUAAUAAACUGCAUAGUUUCACUGUAUUUUGUACUUGGUCACAAAGUGUAAUAAAUUGUUGUAAACCCAAA